CGACUAUGUAGUGUGUGAUCCGCGACUAGAGGCACCGGAAAUAAUCCCUAGCCAAAGUAGCAGACGACGCAAGCGCACAGCAGUUUUCUGUUGUCGGCCCAUCUUGGCUUUGAUAUAUCAUAAAAUACUGGUUCAUUUGCUAGUUCAAUCAAAAUGGCAACCAUCUCUCGUACUCUUCGCCCAUUCCUAAGGUCAGUCCGAAGUCAUGUCAGAAAUUACGCCGAGGCAUUAAGGGAUGAUCAGAUGAAAUUCACCUUUGCUGGUGCGAACCAGGUAUUUUAUGAUACAAAACCAGUCCGCCAAGUGGACGUGCCAUCGUUUUCCGGAGCCUUCGGUAUUUUGCCUAAACAUGUGCCGACUCUGGCCGUCCUUAAACCAGGAGUAGUCACAGUAUAUGAAGAGGAUGGCACAGUUAAGAAGGUAUUCGUUUCAUCCGGAAGCAUCACAAUUAACGAUGAUUCUAGUGUACAGAUUCUGGCAGAGGAAGCCCAUCCAGUUGAAAAUCUGGAUAACGGAGCUGCCAAAGAAAUCCUCUCCAAGGCCCAACAAGAAUUGAGCGCUGCCUCUUCAGAUAAAGACAAGGCAGCGGCAGCGAUUGCAGUCGAAGUUGCCGAAGCUCUUGUUUCUGCUACACAAUGAACUUUAUAAAUAAAUUUCCUUGAUCGGAGACGAGUUCGCAUUGUACUCAAAUCAUAGCAUUAGUAUGAAAAUAUAUAUAUACAUGGCUUACUUCAUUGUAACUACACAAUUUCUUCCAACAUCCGUACAAUAAAAGUAGAAAUUGUAUGAA
Messenger RNA from Neodiprion fabricii, 790 nucleotides. It is a transcript of the gene ATPsyndelta, whose product is annotated as ATP synthase subunit delta, mitochondrial. Gene Ontology annotation, molecular function: proton-transporting ATP synthase activity, rotational mechanism. Gene Ontology annotation, biological process: proton motive force-driven ATP synthesis. The transcript has 4 exons. Bases 154 to 639 code for a protein of 161 amino acids. The record is from RefSeq and is a predicted model, not a curated record. Lineage: Eukaryota; Metazoa; Arthropoda; Insecta; Hymenoptera; Diprionidae.